This is a messenger RNA of Centruroides sculpturatus (bark scorpion), 8065 nucleotides long. Its product is annotated as titin-like. The coding region runs from base 276 to 7907 and encodes 2543 amino acids. The record is from RefSeq and is a predicted model, not a curated record. Gene Ontology annotation, molecular function: protein binding. The transcript is spliced from 48 exons. NCBI's taxonomy places the organism in Eukaryota, Metazoa, Arthropoda, Arachnida, Scorpiones, Buthidae.
UUCAGUGCUAUUCUGAAUGAAUUAGUCUACCCGAAAAUUAAAGUUCAGUAAGAAGUUAAUAUUAUUGUAUUUUAAAUUAAAUUGAAGUGCGGAAACGUUUCAUAAGUAAUUCAAACGCAGUAAAUAUUGUUUAUAGUAGUUUUGCUUUGAUUUUAACUAUGUAACGACAUUAUAAACAGCAAGAUGUGGCUUCACUGCAACAAAGGACAGCUAUGCAAAGAACACAAUACGCAUUAAUUUGAUAAAAAUUAUUGUUUCUACACUAAUAUUUUGUUAUGGAAGCAGUUUUAAACCACAUUUUUCUUGUAUAUUCUGUUUUUAUAUGGAUUUUUCUUUUUAUUUCUGCUGCUGUCAUGGAAGUUCCACCAAAAAUCGUGCCACAAAUCAGUGAGAAUAGUUUGAAAGAAGGUCAGAGAUACGUUGCAAUAUGUGGCAUCAGUGAAGGAGAUCCUCCAUUGAGAUUCCAGUGGUCUAAAAAUGGCAAACAGUUGACGGAAUCUUCGCAUUUAAAAAUUCAUCAUCAAGGAGAUUUUUCUACUAGUUUAAUCAUUGCAGCAGUUAAAGGCACCGAUAGCGGUAAUUAUACGUGUGUGGUAUCAAACAGAGCUGGUUCGGAUAGUCUUACAACUAAACUUUUAGUAUCAGUACCUUCUUCGUGGAUUCGUCAACCUUACGAUGUAUCUGUAAAGGCAGGAAACAAGUUAGUUCUAGACUGUGAAGCUGAUGGAUAUCCUAUUCCGGUCGUUAAAUGGAGGAGGACUAAAGGAUUUAGCGUUUCUCAGUCUUCUUCAGUUGCAGAAAGUCAUUGGAAAAUUACUGAAAGUGGGACACUCACUAAUGUAGCUGCUAAAAAAGAGGAUGAAGGAUUUUAUACUUGUGAAAUUGGAAAUGGUGUCGGAGAGAACUUAUCUAAGACAGUUAGAGUUGAAGUGCAGGUCCCGCCAACUGUUAAAGUAGAAUCAAUGCACAUGGUGGUAAGGAAUGGAGAUGAUUCUGUUUUAAUAUGUAACAUAACUGGAGACAAACCUUUAAGCAUUUAUUGGACUAAAGAUGGAAACAAACCAGAAGACAAUCAAAGAAUACAAGUUCUACAAACAAAUUUUGAAAGUAGUUACAAAUCUGUCUUAAAUAUAGAAUCUACGAACAGAGACGAUAGUGGAUUAUAUAUAUGCAGUGCCAAUAAUACAUUUGGAUAUAGUCAAAUGGGAAUUAGGUUAGGAGUUGUUGAACCACCUAGUCAACCUGAAGAUUUAAAAGUGAAGUCUGUAUGGAGUAGAAGUGUUCGUCUCACUUGGCUCCAACCUUAUAAUGGAAAUACCGUCAUUCAGAAAUACAUAUGUUUGUAUAAAAAAAAAGAUAAAAGUAAUCCAACCGAACUGAAAAUUGAUGGAUCUCAAACAUCUACUAUAAUUCUUCGAUUGAAACCUUACACCAAAUAUCAAUUUCAAGUUGUUGCCGUUAAUGAAGUUGGAAGUAGCAUUCCUUCUAAGUUAGUAGAAACUGUCACUUCCGAAGAAGAGCCAGCCUCGCCUGCUUUCGAUCUUCAAGUUAGCGAAAAAUCAGCUGCUUCAGCUAUUUUAACCUGGAAGCCUCCCCCAAGGCAGCAAUGGAAUGGACAGUUAUUAGGACAUUAUAUUGGAUAUAAAAAGACGAGUCAGGGUUCGCAAAUAUCAUAUUCAUAUAAAAAUGUCAAAAUGGAUCAUAAACAUGAAAUACAAAGAACCAUGUUGAAUAAUCUUCAGAAAACGUCAACUUAUACUGUAAUUGUGGUUGCUUAUAAUAGAGCCGGAUUGGGACCACCUUCGGAGCCAAUACUCCUAACAACAUCUUACAUUGAAUCUCCUCCAACACCUCGAGUAUCUAUUCUGACAACUGAUCCAAAUUCAGUAACUAUGAGAAUUUUGUGGUCUUCGAAAAGAAAUACACCUCUUACUGGUUAUGUUGCCCACGUAAAACCUACUAAUGGGCAGUGGCAAAUAGUUCGACUGCUAUUGUCUCCAAAUAAUAAUUAUACUAUCGGAGGAUUGGUUAGUGGCGUUCAGUAUCAAAUGUAUUUAACAGCUAAGAAUGAGUAUGGAGACAGUGGACCCACCGAAGUACUCAGCUUUCUUACUGCAAAUAAAAAAAAUGAUGACGAACCACUAUAUCAACAACUUUCCUUUACACUACCUGUCGUCGUUUCAUUAGUAAUAAUUAUAAUUCUUCCUUUGGUAUCUUGCUGCUGCAUGCACAAAUUAGACAGGCCAUUUUUAGAACCAGAAGGUGUCGAGGUUCGUGGCUUCACAUACACAGCAGCCACUCCAACCCAAAGACCCGAUUUAGUAACUACAGGAAUGGUUCGUUCCUUACCACGUGCUCCAGUUCCAGCUCCUACUCCUGCUCCUCCUCCUGUUCCCAUUCCGGCAUCCACUCCUGUACAGAAUCAAUCCACUUACUCCGCUCUUCAUACAUAUGGAAGUGAAGCGGAAUAUGAUGAUCCUAGAUACGAUAGUGUGGUGGAAGAAAUGAAGAAUUUCUUAGGUGCCAAUGCCAUGAACCUAAAGGAAAGCUAUGCAAAGACUACUGCUACACAUUUUGAUCUGAGAAAAAUUGAUGUUUUUCUACCAUAUAUUGCUAUGGAAAGAAUUUUAAAUCAAAGUUUCUUUGUAUGUUGUUUGUGUUUAUGGAUGUGUUUUCAUAUUUCUCCUAUUGCCAUGGAAGCUAAUAUUUUAUCUGCUGUAGUCCCACCAAAAAUCGUGCCACAAGUCAGUGAAAAUAAUUUAAGAGAAGGUCAGAGAUACACGGCAAUGUGUAGCAUUACUGAAGGUGAUCCACCGCUAACAUUUCAAUGGUCUAAGAAUGGAAAGACAUUGAAAGAAUCUUCUCAUUUGACAAUUCGUCGACAGGAUGAUUUUUCCACUUCUCUUAUCAUAGCUUCAGUAAAAGGCUCGGACAGUGGAAAUUAUACUUGUUUAGUUUCGAACAGGGCCGGAUCGGAUAGUCUUGUGACAAAGUUAUUUGUUUCAGUGCCACCUGCGUGGAUUCGUCAACCUUACGAUGUAUCAGUUAAAGCAGGAAACAAAUUAGUUCUUCAUUGUGAAGCCGCUGGCUAUCCACCACCAAGUGUUAAAUGGAGAAAAACGAAAGGAUUCAGUAUUGCUCAAUCAUCUCCUGUAACAGAAAGCCAUUGGAAGAUUAUUGAUAGCGGCACAAUUACUUCUGUUACUGCAAAGAAAGAAGAUGAAGGAUUUUAUACUUGUGAAGUAGGAAAUGGUGUCGGAGAAAAUCUAUCUAAGACUGUUAGAGUUGAAGUUCAAGUCCCACCGAUAGUAAAUGUGGAAUCUGUUCAGAAAACGGUAAGAAAUGGUGAAGAUUCUAUAUUAGUUUGUAACAUAACUGGAGACAAACCGCUAAAUAUUUAUUGGACUAAAGAUGGAAACAAGCCAGAAGACAAUCAAAGGAUACAAAUAGUGCACACGAAUUUUGAAAAAAGCUACAAAUCAGUCUUAAAUAUUGAAUCUACUAAUAGAGGAGACAGUGGAUUGUAUGUUUGUAGUGCCAAUAACACAUUUGGACAUAGUCAAAUGGCAAUUAGACUAGGAAUUGUUGAGCCACCCAGUCAGCCUGAAGAGUUAAAAGUGAAAACAAUAUGGAGUAGAAGUGUUCGGCUCAGUUGGUUGCAGCCUUAUAAUGGAAAUACCGCAAUUAAAAAGUACAUCUGUACUUAUAAGAAAGAAGAUAAGAAUAAUCCUUUGGAAUUAAAAGUUGAUGGAUCUCAAAUGUCAGUGAUUGUUCUUCGUUUGAAGCCAUAUACAAAAUAUCAAUUUCAAGUUGUUGCCGUCAAUGAAGUAGGAAGUAGCAAACCGUCGAAAACUGUUGAAGCUAUUACCACUGAAGAAGAACCUGCAUCUCCUGCUUUUGAUCUUCAAGUAAGUGAUAAAUCGACAGCUUCAGCUGUUUUAAGUUGGAAGUCUCCUCCAAAACAUCAGUGGAAUGGACCAUUACUGGGAUUUUACAUUGGAUAUAAAAAAACCAGUCAAGGUUCACAAAUAUCUUACUCAUAUAAAAAUGUAAAAAUUGAUUCAAAAACGGAAAUUCAAAAAACUGUGUUGGAUAAUCUGCAGAAGACUUCAACUUACACUGUAAAUGUAAUUGCUUAUAAUAGAGCAGGAUUAGCUCCACCUUCGGAACCAAUACUCUUAACAACAUCGUAUAUUGAAUCUCCUCCAACACCUCGAAUAUCCAUUUUGACAACUGAUCCAAAUUCGGUGACUAUGAGAAUUUUAUGGUCUUCGAAGAGAAACACACCGCUUACUGGUUAUGUUGCUCACAUAAAACCUACCAAUGGUCAGUGGCAAAUGGUUCGACUGCCAUUGGCUCCAAAUAAUAAUUAUACUAUCGGAGGAUUGGUCAGUGGAGUUCAAUAUCAGAUGUAUUUAACAGCGAAGAACGAAUAUGGAGACAGUGGACCCACUGAAGUACUCAGCUUUCUCACAGCAAAUAAAAAAGGCGUCGAGGCACGCGGCUUUACUUAUACAGCAGCCACUCCAACUCAAAGACCCGAUUUAGUAACGACGGGAAUGGUUCGUUCCUUACCACGUGCUCCAGUUCCAGCUCCUACUCCUGCUCCUCCUCCUGUUCCCAUUCCGGCAUCCACUCCUGUACAGAAUCAAUCUACUUACUCCGCUCUUCAUACAUAUGGAAGUGAAGCGGAAUAUGAUGAUCCUAGAUACGAUAGUGUGGUGGAAGAAAUGAAGAAUUUCUUAGAAGAUAAGAAUAAUCCUUUGGAAUUAAAAGUUGAUGGAUCUCAAAUGUCAGUGAUUGUUCUUCGUUUGAAGCCAUAUACAAAAUAUCAAUUUCAAGUUGUUGCCGUCAAUGAAGUAGGAAGUAGCAAACCGUCGAAAACUGUUGAAGCUAUUACCACUGAAGAAGAACCUGCAUCUCCUGCUUUUGAUCUUCAAGUAAGUGAUAAAUCGACAGCUUCAGCUGUUUUAAGUUGGAAGUCUCCUCCAAAACAUCAGUGGAAUGGACCAUUACUGGGAUUUUACAUUGGAUAUAAAAAAACCAGUCAAGGUUCACAAAUAUCUUACUCAUAUAAAAAUGUAAAAAUUGAUUCAAAAACGGAAAUUCAAAAAACUGUGUUGGAUAAUCUGCAGAAGACUUCAACUUACACUGUAAAUGUAAUUGCUUAUAAUAGAGCAGGAUUAGCUCCACCUUCGGAACCAAUACUCUUAACAACAUCGUAUAUUGAAUCUCCUCCAACACCUCGAAUAUCCAUUUUGACAACUGAUCCAAAUUCGGUGACUAUGAGAAUUUUAUGGUCUUCGAAGAGAAACACACCGCUUACUGGUUAUGUUGCUCACAUAAAACCUACCAAUGGUCAGUGGCAAAUGGUUCGACUGCCAUUGGCUCCAAAUAAUAAUUAUACUAUCGGAGGAUUGGUCAGUGGAGUUCAAUAUCAGAUGUAUUUAACAGCGAAGAACGAAUAUGGAGACAGUGGACCCACUGAAGUACUCAGCUUUCUCACAGCAAAUAAAAUAACGACGGGAAUGGUUCGUUCCUUACCACGUGCUCCAGUUCCAGCUCCUACUCCUGCUCCUCCUCCUGUUCCCAUUCCGGCAUCCACUCCUGUACAGAAUCAAUCUACUUACUCCGCUCUUCAUACAUAUGGAAGUGAAGCGGAAUAUGAUGAUCCUAGAUACGAUAGUGUGGUGGAAGAAAUGAAGAAUUUCUUAGUUCCACCAAAGAUAGUUCCACAAAUUAGCGAAAGUAACUUAAAGGAAAGUCAAAGAUACAUAGCAAUGUGUGGCGUUAAUGAAGGCGAUCCACCAUUUACUUUUCAAUGGUCGAAGAAUGGGAAGCCAUUGACAGAAUCUUCUCAUUUGAUAGUUCAACGUCAGGACUUUUCUUCUUCGCUUAUCAUAGCAUCGGUUAAAAGUGCAGAUAGCGGAAAUUAUACUUGCUUAGUAACAAACAGAGCUGGAUCCGAUAGUCUAACGACGAAAUUAUUAGUUUCGGUACCUCCUUCAUGGAUUCGUCAGCCUUACGACGUGUCUGUCAAGGCAGGAAACAAAUUAGUUCUUCAAUGUGAAUCUGAUGGCUAUCCAGUACCAACUGUUAAAUGGCGAAGAACGAAAGGUUUCAGUAUUGCUCAAUCAUUUCCUGUAACAGAAAACCAUUGGAAAAUUAUUGAAAGUGGUACAAUGUCUACUGUUGCUGCAAAAAAAGAUGAUGAAGGAUUUUAUACCUGUGAAGUGAGUAAUGGCAUUGGAGAAAACUUAUCCAAAACAGUCAGAGUUGAAAUUCAAGUUCCACCUACAGUUAACAUAGAGUCAGUUCAGAAAAUGGUAAAAAAUGGCGAAGAUUCUCUAUUAGUUUGUAACAUAACUGGAGACAAACCGUUAAAUAUUUAUUGGACUAAAGACGGAAACAAGCCAGAAGAUAAUCAAAGGAUACAAAUAGUGCAUACGAAUUUUGAAAGAAGCUACAAAUCAGUCUUAAAUAUUGAAUCUACGAAUAGAGAAGACAGUGGAUUGUAUGUUUGUAGUGCCAAUAACACAUUUGGACAUAGCCAGAUGGCAAUUAGACUAGGAAUCAUUGAACCACCCAGCCAGCCUGAAGAAUUAAAAGUAAAAACAAUAUGGAGUAGAAGUGUUCGGCUGAGUUGGUUGCAGCCUUAUAAUGGAAAUACUGUAAUUCAAAAAUACAUUUGUAUUUAUAAAAAAGAAGAUAAAAACACGCCGCUGGAACUAAAAGUUGAUGGAUCUCAAAUGUCGGUCAUUAUAAUUCGUUUGAAACCUUACACAAGAUAUGAUUUUCAAGUUAUUGCAGUAAACGAAGUUGGAAGUAGCAAACCCUCGAAAACGGUUAUUGCCAUUACUACUGAAGAAGAGCCUGCAACUCCUGCUUUUGAUCUUCAAGUAAGUGAGAAAUCAACAGCUUCAGCUGUUUUAACUUGGAAGCCUCCACCAAAGCAUCAGUGGAACGGUGCAUUAUUGGGAUUUUACAUUGGAUAUAAGAAAACCAGUCAAGGAUCACAAAUAUCUUAUUCAUAUAAAAACGUAAAAAUUAAUCACAAAGCAGAAAUUCAAAAAACUGUAUUGAACGAUCUGCAGAAGACAUCGACUUACACUGUUAUUGUUAUCGCUUACAACAGGGCUGGAUUAGGUCCACCUUCGGAACCGAUACUGUUAACAACAUCCUAUGUUGAAUCUCCUCCAACACCUCGGAUAUCAAUUUUGACAACUGACUCUAACUCAGUGACAAUGAGAAUCUUAUGGUCCUCAAAAAGAAACACGCCUCUAACUGGUUACGUUGCCCAUAUAAAACCAACAAAUGGACAAUGGCAAAUGGUUCGUCUUCCACUAUCCCCAAACCAUAAUUAUACAAUAGGAGGAUUGGUCGGAGGUGUACAGUACCAAAUGUAUCUAACAGCAAAGAAUGAAUAUGGAGAUAGUGGACCCACCGAAGUACUCAGUUUUCUCACAGCAAAUAAAAAAAACGAUGAUGAACCUCUUUAUCAGCAACUUUCAUUUACACUACCUGUCGUCAUCUCAUUGGUAAUAAUUAUAAUUCUUCCUUUGGUAUCUUGCUGCUGCAUGCACAAAUUAGACAGGCCGUUUUUAGAACCAGAAGGCGUCGAGGCACGCGGCUUUACUUAUACAGCAGCCACUCCAACUCAAAGACCCGAUUUAGUAACGACGGGAAUGGUUCGUUCCUUACCACGUGCUCCAGUUCCAGCUCCUACUCCUGCUCCUCCUCCUAUUCCCAUUCCGGCAUCCACUCCUGUACAGAAUCAAUCUACUUACUCCGCUCUUCAUACAUAUGGAAGUGAAGCGGAAUAUGAUGAUCCUAGAUACGAUAGUGUGGUGGAAGAAAUGAAGAAUUUCUUAGGUGCCAAUGCCAUGAAUCGCAAAACUACUUUGUAGAAAAUUCAAAUCAUACAACUUUUAUGUGCAUUCAACAAUUGUUGGGGAACAGAAUUUUUAAAUUAGAGUUUGUUCGAAAGAAAGUACAGCAUGAACUGUUAGAUGUUUCUGUAGAAUAAAUAGGAAAAUUUUUGUGGUUUGUUACAAUUUUUCAUCUU